This is a messenger RNA of Biomphalaria glabrata, 2662 nucleotides long. RefSeq lists its product as uncharacterized. Lineage: Eukaryota; Metazoa; Mollusca; Gastropoda; Planorbidae. The record is from RefSeq and is a predicted model, not a curated record. The transcript has 5 exons. Bases 324 to 824 code for a protein of 166 amino acids.
UUCAGCGAUCGGAUCAAUCUGAUCUUAUACUUGGCGGUAACUAAGCAUUAAAUCUGUCAACAAUCGCCAUAUUGGGUUUUACUUAAUAAUAACAUCAACACAAGUCUCGCAGUGAGAUUGGUCUCUCCCUAAUUGAGGGUCUGUGGUCAUUACCAGAAGUGAGAGAUAGGAAAUACGCUGUAAAAACAUGCCUCCAUUAUCCGAAACAACCCAGAAAGUAUAGAAUGUCUUUUUGAUUUGGUGGUAUCUUUUCUUUCAUAGUGUAUAUUACAUCCAAUAUUUUGAACUCCCAGUGGACCUGAUUGGGCAGACGAGACAACAAUAUGGCGUACUUAGACGCUGUCAAUCUUCACACACUUCCGGCCAUCAACUCCACGCGGCCACCGGGGCCCGAGCCGUCCUCCAUUUUAUUUUGCCAGGGGCCGCAGUGGACGUGGAGGUACCAACGCAACCGCAGUUUGGACAAACUGGACGACCGCUUUAUGUACAAGGACCAGGGUCCGCCCAUGUACCGCCUCCUGGGGGCGCACUACGGCAUGUACCCCAUCCCCAACAAGACCGACUUCCACACCUACGCUAGGUCGUACCACUACGAGACACGUGGGAGCACAAGACCGGAUGUGAGUAACGGAGCAGUGACAUUUCCGCCGGGACCACCUCCUCCACAAGUCGCCAUGUUUGAUGGGUUGACUACAUCGCCAACAAAAUCUUUAAGUCCUGACAAAGGUGAUAUGGCCUACUCGAGAGUGGACACGUUGAUGGUCUGGGACAAGUAUCGCUACCUGCCUGGCCCACCCCCUGAGGCACAGAUGUAUCAAGUUUAGAACCAGUCUUUGGGAAAUCUAUUAACCGCCAUCACUUUCGUUCAUGUACAUCAGCUGUUUCAAACCGCGUGCUUUCUAUAUUUUUUUUUUGGCAAUGACGUAAUGGAGUUAUCGAUCUUACAUUUUGGACAACAUAGCAUCUGGAAGCGUGACGUCAUCAGUGCUUACUCCAUAGAAAAUUAUGCAGCUGGCCGAGAGAAGCUUACUGGACAGACAUAGAUCUAGGUCUAAAUGCCGUGUAGAAGAAAGACAACCUCUGACCCUAAUUGCUGGCAACAAAUGCAGAAAUAUAUUUACAAAAAAUUGUCAUGUGUGAGAGAAAUACAUUUUAGUAGUCCACAGUCGUUCAUGAUUCAUUUUUUUUUUAAAUUGUCUAUUAGGAUUCAAUUUCAAUUUCAAUUAUUAUUUACUACAAAGGUGUUUUAAUAGUGUCACUGUACUAGAACGUAGGACGUAAGCAUCAUCUCUUUUUGAAGUGACGUCUGUAUUUUUAUACUUUUGGAAGAGUCAAGGGUAAUAUACCCUUUCGUUUAUAAUAAAACAUGGAGAACUGUAGAUAUUUUUGUAGAUAUGUUUGCGUGGUCUUCAGUGGAAUACAACAUACACACACAUACAGGGUGACGAAACAAAACGACAUUCAAACUGGAGUUCCCAUGAUGCCACACAGUCACACACACUUAUUAUUUGUUUCGUCAAGAUGUUCAUUCUAGAAGAACUUCGCCUUUUCUAUUAUUAUUAUUAUUAAAAACAAACUAAUAUUCAUUCUCUGGCACUGCCAGGAUCAAGCCUCGUUAGAGAGAAAUAAAAUUUAUAUUAGUCUCCCUUUAACAGUGUUCACUGAGAAAUUGUUGAUGUGGCAGGUCUGAAGCACUAACGCCGUCUGGCAACGAGAAUCUUCUUAGGGAUGUCAAGGGCUUUGAGGUGUCAGUUGUUACCCACGGUUUAUAUAACAGGGUAUAAAGCUAUUUUAGACAACUUGCAUAAUCACUUGAGCUCUAAUUUGACAUUUGAGGUUCCAAUAUUUUCUUUUCCAUUUUUAUUUCAGUCUUCUUAAUAUUUUGGGAUAGUGACACGGCGAUGUCAAUGGUGGUGGCUGUUUUACUUUUUUGUCAAUAAACAGCAGAUCUUUUUAUUUUACCUAUUCCUUAGUCUGGACCAUUGGGGCACCAAGCAAGACUCGUCGACCGUCUUCCUCCAUUCCUCCCUGUCUUUUCCCUUGUUUAGAACCUCUUUCAAUGGCAGGCCCGUCCAUUGUUUUAUGUUGUCUUCCCAUCGCUUUCUCUGUCUGCCUAUCCAUCUUUUUUCUGGUACUGUUCCCUGAAGGAAGGUCUUAGCGAGCCCUGAGGAUCUUGUAAUAUGGCCAUAGAUUUUAAUCUUGCGUUUUUUUACUAUAGUUAGCAGGUCAUCAUGGGGUCCGAUCGCUGCAGUAACCCUGUCUCUAAUCUCUUGGUUUGUGACGCGGUCUUUGAACGUGAUACAUAGGAUCCUUCUGUAGAUCAAGGCGAUUAAAAUCCACCUUUUUUUUCAAUCAAAAUUGACCUAUCCCAGUGUAAUAAGUAAUUGGUUGACUCGAGAACCUCUUGUUGCGAGUAAGUGUCAAAGCCAGGUGUUGAUGGAUUAAUGUUUCAACUUGGUUAUGGCGACCUAUUAUUAUUUUUAUCAUGAGCUAUAUUACUACACCAUUUUAUAAAGUGUAAUAUAAACAUGUAAAUGAACCAUAUAUAGGACAAAUACUUUGUUCGUUCGACUGUAAUACAUUUUUACCACCUUUUGUAUAUUUAUACAUCUCUGUACGGUUUGAAGUGUCAGUAGAAAUUAAAUCCAAUGUCUACAUACAA